UUUUUCAUUCACCACUUCUGCUCUAACAAACAAAGCAUAACAUUAAUCUUUGAUAAAUAAUCUCUUAGCUUUAAACUAUUCACUUCUAAAGAUGGGUGAUAUUUUAGAUAGCAAUGAUGUGGUUUUGAAGGUAGAUGAUUCAAUCAUUGAAGAUAGUGUUCCUCUUUUGCAGAAGUUGGUAGCAGAGGUGGUGGGAACAUUCAUGUUGAUAUUUGUUGGUUGUGGUGUAGUGGUGACGAACCUUAACAAUGAUAAUGUAGUGACACUUCCUGGUGUUGCAAUUGUUUGGGGACUUGCUGUUAUGGUAUUGGCCUAUUCUCUCGGUCACGUCUCUGGUGCUCAUUUCAAUCCUGCUGUCACCAUUGCUCAGGCUUCCACCAAAAGAUUUCCUGUCCAACAGAUACCAACUUAUAUAAUUGCUCAGCUCUUUGGAUCAAUACUUGCAAGUGUUGUUCUUAAAGUUAUAUUCAGUGACAAGGAAAAUCGUUUUGUAGGAACACUUCCAGCUGGUUCUAACCUCCAAGCUUUUGUGGUCGAAUUUCUAAUCACUUUCUUACUUAUGUUCGUUAUUUCUGGAGUUGGCACUGAUAACAGAGCGGUUAAUGAAUUGGCUGCACUUGCAGUUGGAUCUACAGUGCUACUAGUUGUGUUGUUUGCUGGGCCAAUCACAGGAGCAUCAAUGAAUCCAGCAAGAAGCUUAGGGCCAGCUAUUGUGCACCAUGAAUAUAGAGGAAUAUGGAUAUAUUUGGUGUCACCUAUUCUAGGAGCUUUGGCCGGUACAUGGACAUAUACUUUCAUUAGAUACACAAACAAACCAGCAACAAUCCCCAAGAGUGCUUCAUUCCUCAAAGGAGCUUAAUGAUUAUAAAUCAAUUCAAAUUCAUUUUUUUGUUUUAAAUAUCACAAUGUAUUAAAGUCUAAGUGUAUGAUACAAUCAGUACUUUGGUGUGACAAAAAGCCCAAUUGUACAUAUAAUUAAAGGAAAUGUAAAGUGUUGUACAAUUUCUCAUUAUUUAUGCCUUAACCAACUAUGCAUUAUGUUGGUUUUUAAUUAAAUU
Cicer arietinum (chickpea) is the source of this 1058-nucleotide messenger RNA. Its product is annotated as aquaporin NIP1-2-like. Gene Ontology annotation, cellular component: membrane. Gene Ontology annotation, molecular function: channel activity. Lineage: Eukaryota; Viridiplantae; Streptophyta; Magnoliopsida; Fabales; Fabaceae. The record is from RefSeq and is a predicted model, not a curated record. Gene Ontology annotation, biological process: transmembrane transport.